Penicillium nucicola is the source of this 1809-nucleotide messenger RNA. Its product is annotated as putative flavin-containing amine oxidase. Lineage: Eukaryota; Fungi; Ascomycota; Eurotiomycetes; Eurotiales; Aspergillaceae. The record is from RefSeq and is a predicted model, not a curated record. The transcript is spliced from 2 exons. Gene Ontology annotation, molecular function: oxidoreductase activity. Bases 1 to 1809 code for a protein of 602 amino acids.
AUGUCCAAGACUGUCACCACAGUCGAUUUGUCAAACACCGCGAGCGCCUACUAUGCCCCGGCGACUGUCGCACCAGCAGGCAAGCUUAUUCAUGUCGCCGGCCAACCAGGAAGUCUGAAGGAUGGAUCUAUUCCGAGCGACUAUGAGUCUCAGAUUCAUUUGGCUCUGCUCAACCUGCGAAAGAUCAUCGUUGCCGCAGGAUCCUCUAUCGAGAACAUUGUCAAGCUGAAUCUUUACAUUGUGGACUAUGAUGCCGCGAACCGAAAGCAUACACGCCAUAUUCAGCGCUUUUUAGGAGGUCAUAGACCGGCAAUUACCCUGAUUCCAGUGCCACAGCUUGCGGUACCUUCGUGGCUCUUUGAAAUCGAUGCUGUGAUUGCGCUCCCAGAACCCUCCCUCCCUCCCGUACUGUCCAAUGUGAACCAGGCCGUGGACGUUGUCAUCAUUGGUGCCGGUCUGGCCGGUCUGACCGCCGCCCAUGAUAUUCUGCGCAGCGGCCUGUCCUGCGUUAUUCUCGAGGCGCGCGACCGUGUUGGUGGCAAGACGUGGAGUGCACCGCUCAAUGGCGGCGGAACUAUUGACCUUGGAGCUGCCUGGAUCAACGAUACAAAUCAGAGCAAAGUGUACGCCCUUGCAAAGCGGUACGGGGUAGAGGUCAUCGAGCAGAAUACACAGGGAAACGCUGUUUUGGAAGAUUUUGAUGGCAAAUGUACACCAUUUGUCUAUGGAGAACUUCCAAACUUCGAUGAGACCACACGGCAACAUCUGGCGCAAAUUCGUGACAUGUGUGAAGCUGAUUGUCAGGCCCUUGAUACAUGGAGACCGGAUGACAAGUCUCUCGAUUCCCUCACCUUUGAGGCCUACUUGCGAUCUCGGGGUGCCAGCGAAGUAGCGCUUGCAACCGCCAUGGUCUGGACUCGGGCAAUGCUGGGCCAGGACCCCCGCGACAUCUCCGCUCUUUACUUCUUGAACUACUGCAAAUCGGGAGGAGGUCUGUUGCAGAUGAGAUCUGACCGCAAGCAUGGAGGUCAAUACCUCCGUAUUCGCCAAGGUACCCAGGCCUUUUCCCUCGGGUUGGCUUCUUCACUCCCCCAGGACAUAGUGAAGCUGUCCGCCCCUGUGCAUUCAGUAGUGCAGAGCGGCAACCAGUCAAUCAAGGUGCAGGCAGGCGGUACAGUAUAUGCCGCCCGCAAGGUCAUCACCACUGUUCCUAGCCCUGCUUUGAAGAAUAUUGCCUUCCACCCCAAAUUGCCACCAGCGAAGCAGGUUUGGGCCGAGUCAACCACAUAUGGAUACUAUACCAAGGCCAUGAUGGAGUUCCGCUCUCCGUUCUGGGAAAAGAAGGGCUUCUGCGGUCUUGCGCAGUCAUUCAUUGGCCCUGCUAGCGUGGUCCGCGAGAGCUGUAGCCCCGAGGAUCGGAAGUAUGUCCUGACCUGCUUCAUGUCUGGCGACCCCGGACGGGAAUGGGCGGCACUCUCCACCCCUGAGCGCGAGCGCAGCCUUCUAGUGCAACUGGAGAAGCUUUUCGCAACAAGUGAUCUGCAGCGGGAGUUUGUGCAAAUGACAACCUACGAGUGGGUACAUGAUGAGUGGGCUGGCUUGGGCUGUCCCUGCACAGCACUGACUCCCGGCGUGAUCGCUAACCUUGGUGGUGAUGCUCUGCGUGAAAGCUGUGGAAACUUGCACUUUGCUGGCACGGAGACUGCGGGUGAGUGGAAGGGUUACAUGGAGGGUGCUAUUCGGAGUGGUGAGAGGGCUGCCGCUGAGGUUGUCAAGGGCUUGCAAGCUGGUAUUACUGCACGUCUGUAA